AUGAAACAAUUUCACAACUUUGUUUCUGCACUGCUGGGAGGCAUCAUGAAGUGGCUUUGCCUUUUUGUUCUGUGCGGAGUCGCUUUCGCCAAGAAUCCUGAAGGUAAAAAUUUCACAUUUUAGCUCUAUGAGUAUUGUUAGAACUUUUUUAUAUACGAUUGGAAGAUUCUUAUUCACUGUCCUUUUUUGGGAUUUACCAAGGUCACCAAAGACCAUAAAACCAAGUAGACUGAAAAGUACUUAGUUUUUCGCCCAGGAUGCGAGAGUUCCAAAUCUUACAAAAAGAGAUAAAAUAUCACUUACAUCUGUAAUUUAGUGACUCAUUCCAAAUAAUCGCCAUUUGAAUAGUUGCUUUAGUGUGGAGCAUGAAAAUAUACCAUUGAAACUGAAAGCAUUUAAGCACUCGAGCCCAAAUGCCGUUUUAUUUUAUUUUGUCAAAGUGAUGUAAUUUGAUAUGGAUAAGCUGUGGAAAGUAAACGAUUUUCCGAUUGGUAUUUUGAUACUAAAAAUAACAGUAUGGUUUGUCGUAAAUGAAGCCCAUUAGGGUAAAACCGAACGCGAAGUUUAAAUAACCUAAAACGAACGUUCCUUGUAGAGAGUGACGAUCUUUAUGAAGGGGACAUGAUAUUCACAGCCGAUCAGCGCAUGGCGGCCGAAAUGGGACUGGAUGUGGAUGAUCCAAUGGGGAGAGGUUCAACCAAAAACAGACAGUGGCCGGGAGGGGUGAUGGCUUACGUCAUUGACUCCAGUCUAUGUAAGUAUAUGGUUCAUUAUAUUCGUUUCUUAGUCCAGCGACGCCAGUGUAAAUUUUUUGUUGGAAAAUAAUGCAAAUAAUGCAAUAAAUUUUGAUAUUUUAGAACUUCUACACGCUUAGCGUUCGCUAUCAGGUCGAGAGAAUUGCAAGUUACAAUAACCUCGCGGCUUACGACAGAAAAUAGUAUUGUGUUUUGGCUACUCCUAAGAAAACUGCCACAUAAAGAAGGUACGGGAAUUGAAAAGAAAAAAAACAAAAUUAUCAUUCUGUUAGAAAUUCCUUCUAUAAGAAGAAAGAAGAUGGUCAAAAAGUGGAGGAACGAGUUGCAUUCUAUUAAAUUCAUAAGAUAUGAAACAUGAUCGCUGAUGAAAAACUGUGUGGCUCCUAUUAUUCAUGUCUCUAACGUUCUAUUCGGCCAUCCUUUCAUAAAUUUGCUGUUGUAUUUCUUGCCCUCUCAUCUUAUAAGGUUUCAACGAAAUUCUCGUAUAUAGGUGGAAGAUCUGUGAAAUCUUGAUUAAUUAUCAACUUUAGGUUUAUAGAGGAAGGAAAAACGUCGUGACGUUGAAAAAGCCGUCAUAUACUUAAAUCAAAGACAUCAUAUGUUAUUUUACAGUCAAUCAUUAGUAGUAAUUCAUUUACAUGUAGCCCAUGUUUUACUUCUAUGAAUAAAGCUCGUGAUUCCAGAGCAAUGAACGCCAUCCGAGCAGGAAUGGAGGAAUGGACAAGCAAAACAUGUAUCCGGUUCAAGAAGAGGACAAAUGAACGAGCUUAUGCCAACUUCAAACUUGGCUCUGGGUAAUGAGCUCUUUAAAAUCUUAACAGCUCUUGCAAGAUGACCCUAACAACACUAAGAAGAGUAGCUCAGAUUUUCGUGUUCCUUAGGCACGAUUGUGCAAAACUAAACCGAAUAAAUAAACAGACGAUGUAUGAAAAAAAAAAUGAUAAGACAAUCAUUAAAAAACAAUCGAAAAAAGAAUUCAAUCGACAGCUAUUAAGAUUAACCCUUGGACUCUACGAGUGACAAGCAUCUAAUUUCUCCUUACAAUAUCACUCUUGAAGCACUCGUCAAAGUCACGAGAAUAAAAGAAACGAUCACCAACUUAUGAAGAUCUUACGUGAUAAACAAAUUCUCUUUAAUUGUUUGCACUUAAGAAAACGAAUAAAGAAAAGUAUGGAGAAUUUGCAAACAUAUCUAAAGGUUUUUAAAGGGCUAAUUAGUCAGUCUGUCAGUCAGUUAAUCAAUCCAUCGAUAUUAUGAAUCAAUGAUUGAUUAAUCAACAAGCCAGCAAUUCAAUUCAAUCUAAUCAUUGUAAUAACUAGGAUAACUGGGGUUGAUAACAGAGAAAACACAGAUAGAAAAGUGUGAAACGUUACUAUUUGGUGUCAUUUUCAGAUGUUCCUCGUACGUAGGAAGAACAGGCAGUCGUCAAGAUAUUAAUCUCGCCAGGGGAUGUUGGUCCAGAGGAAUUGUAGCUCACGAAAUUGGUCAGUAAAGUAGACAAAAUAAUAAUACAGAAACAGGCCCCCGCUGUUUAAAGGGUGGAUAACACUAUUCAUUGGACCAAAACCUGUCCGAUGGAUGUUCUAGCCGGUUUUUCUUUUUCUACCCUUAUCCGUUGGAUAUCGUAGAAAUAUCCUUUGCAGUUGGCUACAAACAUCGUGAGAAGUUACUCUAGGACAUUCCUCUACAACCAGUUAUAGUGACAACAACGUGACUAAAAUUGAAUUUGUUUACUUUUCAGGGCAUGCCUUGGGUUUUUACCACGAGCAGUCUCGUCCUGACAGAGAUAGUUACGUCACAAUUAUGUGGGACAACAUCAUUGAGAGUAAGUUCUAAGUUAGAUUGAAAAUAACAAAUUAUGAUACUAGGUUCAAACUAUACCUUCUACCGACAAAUUCAUUGUGUGUAUAAAAUCACAGCUUAUCAUUUACCAAGUGCAAUAUCGAGUCAGUUUAGAAUCACAACAUCAGAUCACAAGCACCAAAAGAAAAAUUCAUCGAAAUUAAAUGGUUAUACAAUAUAUUAGACUUGGCUGGUUGAGAGGAUUCAAUCAAUACACGUUAUGAACCAUCAAAUAUUUUUUGAUGGCGCACUAUUGGUUUAAACACAUCAAGUGACUGAAUAUUCCUCUGCUAAAGCUUGAGUAUAUCCAAAGAUAUCACCUAGGUCACAUUCCCCAAUUUUUUAAACCUUACGUCAACUACGAUAAGUCUUCAUUUAAAAUUUGAUUCAAAAUGAGAGAGCGUUUUGUGGUUGUUACAAAAGAAGGAAAAUAGCUUUGUUCAUUAAGUCGUACCAGAGGACACUUAAAGGAAAAAAAAUCUUACGCAAAAAAAUAGUUAGCUAAUCGCCUACAUUUUUUCACGCUCUUUGCAAAAUAUUUGAAGGAUAAUAAACAAAAAAGCCUCUAUUUAGUGCGAAUAAAAGCUCGUAUAUUUGUUGUUGGACAUUAUUUUUUCCUCGAUGCUUACGGUUUUCCUCGAGCUUCGCUGUUGGAAAACUGUUCACAGUUUGAAACAAAUAAUGUCCAGUAACAAAUAUCCGUGCAUAUUUUUGCGCCAAAUAGAGGCUAUUGUUUUUAAAGCGUGUGAUGUUGACAUGAUAAAUACAAUAUCUACAGCGACUACUUCAUUUCUCAUUUUGAGUACAAAGUCGACCUGGUGUCUAAGCGAAUAAAGGGGGAAAGUUUCUAAAGAAACCGUGGUGCUGCGUCGGUGGGAGAGUAUAGCAGGUAAUUUAUUUAGUGUUAACAACUGAGUUGAAAAAGUAAAUUGCUCUGACGAAGGGCUAAUUGAUCGCUCUGACGAAGGGCUAACGCUUGAAAAGUCAGCUUUUUUUCUCUUUACGGUGGCCAAUUUACGUUUUCAACUCAGUUGUUAACUCUAAAUUACCUGCUAGUUUCCAAGCCCCUCGUCUAUGAAGUAUUUUCAUAAUUUUACAACCUUAGUGAGAAACUCAAAGAAGUGGAACGCUUUUAAAAAUGUAUAAUUAUCAAUACAUCGGUUUUUCAACAUCGUCCAAUGACUGCUUGAUUUAAUCGACGUCCUCGAAUAUAAAAAUGAUAAAUGCCUACUCCGAUUCAUUAAAAGGAACGAGCACGAAAGUAGCCUUAUCUCACAAGAUUUUUUAAAUUUUUCUUUUCUGCUUAGGAAACAAGUUUAAUUUCAACAAAUACAAUCGAGGAACUAUCGACAGCCUGGGAACCAAGUAUGACUAUGGAAGUGUGAUGCAUUAUGGGAGCAGGGCUUUCAGCAAGAACGGAAGACCUACUAUCAUUGCCAAGCAAUCAGGGGUUAGUUUAAGUGUAGAUGCUAUCGAUCCAUUGCAUUAAUGAAUAUCAAAGCGGCAAAAUCAGUUCAAGGAAUUGCAAUUCAAUGCAUCAUUACUUACAAGCGGCUCACAUUUAAAAACAACAAUGUAUUGUAUUACCAAGGCAUGGUACAAAAUACAUGUUUUAAUGAUGAUAUUUACGGUGAAUGACACAGACAUACUCGGAGGAAAAAAAGAACUCCAGGCGCUCCCAAAGGGAUCACAUGUUUGCUCGUUCCAUCAGCUAAACAGCUUCGUUAAAUUCAAUUAUCUAUAAUUCCAUUUUGAAAACAAAAGGUGCUAUGAAAUAACAUGACAUUUUUCGUCGAAAGACAGAACCUACGAUCUAUUAUCCUAAACAUAUUUAUAUACUUAAAUCCUAGUUUGAGAAAAAAUCAAGCAGGCACUUCCACAUUUGAUCUACCGAACUGCAUCAAAUAUAUUUUCUUUUAUGUGUUCAUAGUGGGAUAGAUAAAGUAAAGGGCACGUCCUAUUAGUCAGUCAGGUAAAGAGAAUUUGAAUGCCAUUUAGAAGUGUGCAUGCUCAGACAUUUAAAAACCUAACCAAAACAAGUAACACAGACAUUUUUCAAAUGUCAUGAAUACUUACUUAAUUACAGAAGCAUAUAACUUAUAGAACUAUGUUGGAUGCUUCUGAUCAUUACUAUCGUUGAUUGUCGUUAAGCCUUUUUUUUGUCUUGGUUUGUUGUGUUCUAUCAUUUUAUUUUCCCAGGUAACACUUGGUCAGCGACGGGGAAUUAGUGCAACAGACGCACAGCAGAUGAAUCUUCUGUACAAGAGCCAGUGUGGAGGAGGAGGAGGAGGAGGAGGAGGAGUUGGUGGUGGAGGGGGAGGUGGAGGUGUGUAGUAAUGAUUGCUUACACAAUCAUCGCGCAACCAAAAAAAAACAUGAAAAAAAAAUAUGAGACCGUUCGUUGUUUAUCACUGGCGGGUGGGGGUUGGAAGAUUUUAGGGGGGCGGGGUCACCAAGUGUUUAGGGGAAACGGAGGGUAAAGUGCCAGUAAGAGAUAAUUGGCAUAUUACAGCGCUUGAUGAGAGGAUCAGGUAAAUUCUUCAGCUUCGAUAAGUCAUGAUAUUAUGUCCAACCUCAUCCAAUAAUUGCUUUAUUUCAUAGUAUUAUCGGAAUUAUAUGGGUACUACAAGAUACUUCUUUCAUGCAAUAUUUUGGAGAAAGAUGGAAACAGAUCUAUAAGUCCAUAUAGGGAAACAAAAAUAAUGAAAAAGGCAAACGAGACUUUUCCAACACAAAGUUUAUUUCAUUAAAGGAGUUCUAUUGAUUUACCAUUCUGUUUAGAUCUUGAUCGAAAAAAGGUGCACGCCUUUGAAUUACCGUGACAUAAUGCCUUACGUAGUUACCCAUAAUUCCUAUAAGAUAACUUGGUUCUGACAGCCCUAAAGUAAGCAACCUUGCCACUUCAACGUUUGCGCCAUACGUAAGCUUUUGACAGCUGUGUCUAUCCUGACAAAACGUCCACUGUUAUCUUUUAGGAAAUUGUCAAGAUAAGGAUAACAGAUGUAGCGGAUGGACGAGAUAUUGCAGCUAUCACCGAUACGUGAGGGCAAACUGCAAGAAGACCUGCAAACUAUGUUAAUCAGCAACGAAAAAAAGGUUACAAUUCAUUCUAAAAUAAAUUUUAGCAGUCUUGGAACUUACAAACUCUUGUACACCUCCGACGUGGUCAGAAGAAAUGCUCCAUGAAAUCUCCCUCCACCCCCCCCCCCCCCCCCAGCUUGGUCCUCAUUGGUUUUUAGAAGUUUGAAAAUAUUCACCCUCAAUGGAAUGACUUGCAUUGAAAUUUAUAACACGAAUGAAAGGGUUUUGCAUUUAAAAUAAUUAAGCUGCUUGAGGAGCCGAUGAAUUAUCCGUGAUCAAAAUUUUAAAAUCAUUAUUCACAUCGGCAAAGGACUUUCAAAUGUUCUAAAUCUGAAUUAUCACAUUUAUAACUCCAAAUAUGAUAUUUGAUUUAAUCCAAAUCACUCACCGUAAACGAAAUCUUGCAUAGAAAUUUAAGCAUUUCGUAAGAUUGUACUCCUAUGCAAAUGUGAAUUUCACAAUUGGUCUAUUUCGGCUAAUUUUUAAGGGAACAUAGUCAAGAUGGAAAAACUAACACUUUCCUGGACUUCCAGAGUCUUCCUUUCAAAGAAAUUUUAAUCUACCAACAAGAUCAUUAAAAACAGUACCUUUAAGUAUCAACUUUGCUCAUUUGGCUCUCAACCAUUUCCACAUAAGGAGGAAAAAAAUUGAAUAUAUGAUGAACAAGUUAUUUUUACAAAACAGUAAGUCGUAAAUUUGGCUUACAAUUUACUUCCGCGCAGAAUAAGUUGCCUAUCUGGGUCCUGAUUAAUGAAAUAUCACUAACACUGGAGGCUCGAUCCAUGCGAAAACACUGGAGGUUCGAUCAAUAAAACCUAGGCCUGCGCUCCAUCGUUAGCUAUGUUUGGAAACAGGCCCAGCCUAUUGCAACCUUUUUCGAGCGUUUCAAAUUCUCUCGUUAACAAUUCUACCCAUUUAUUUAUUUACUUUUUUUUAUAGAGAAACUAAACAGGAGAAGUGAUAGUUUGUGAAAAUUUUAUAUUUAGCUCACUUAAAUUUUCAUAUAUAUUUUCUGAAAGUGCGCAUGACCCGAUUUUAACUUAUUUGGUUUUGCUCUCAAUGAUACCUAAACAUUCAAUGCUGUUUUCCCUUGCAGGUCAUGUGCCAUUUUCGGGGAAGUGCCGUUGUAGUUUAACUUUAUGUAGAGUGGGUUAAUAGAAUAAAACUGGCAGAAAAACCUCAUUUUGAUUCCCAUAUGUCUUUUCUUCUCAACUUCGAAAAGGAAGCUGGCUCUCAAAUGCUGCUCUCACUUGAUUUGAUUCCAUUCAUGCCCACCUUUAUUUGCAAGUAAUUCCUGGUUGUCAAAGCAAACAAGAAGGUAAUGAAAAUAGUAAACGACCAAAUGCAACAGAAUAAUAGAAUCAUAGAUGCCUUGCUUCUUCUCGGUCGCGUACUAAAAAGUCAAUGCGUAAUUGUGAUCACACUGAUAAAGAGUCUCAAAGCACUUUAUUUUGUAAGUAAGCAUUUUUUUUUUGGGGGGGGGAGGGAUGCGAAAUGAAACGGUCACAAUUCAUUGAUGAUUUCACAUUGGCCUCGUAGGAAAUUUAUAUGAAAUUGGUGUGCCUGUCCAAGAUUGAAAAAACGCGGCCCGUGUCCCACACCAAAGAAUUCCGUCAACGCUAAAAAUUAUAUUUUCGUAAGAUUGAUUACAGCAAUAGGCGAUAUCAAGAACUUAAUCCAAGUUAACCGUUCGCCGUCAGUUCUCAUCUAAGAUCUGAUUUCUUUUUCCUGUUCGAUUCCUGUUUUGGAAACACAAAGGUUCUUGGGUCAUCACAUUUGUUUAUCGUAUAUCGAACCCAAAAUUUGGUUUUCGCGCACGUAAAAGCGAGGCAGAAUGAAAAACUGAGAAAAACGUGAAUCGAUUUCCCUUCACAUCGAGGAGAAUGAAAUCUAAUAUAUACUGAAGCGGCUACAUAGUCGGAGUUAUAGGUGUGGCUUCACGCAGAAGAAUGCCAAAAGUAUUGCCUCCCUUUUAAUGUCAGUUGAAUCGUUUCGGGAAAGAUCGUUUUUUCCUCCAACGAAAUGUAUUCGUAUAAAUAAUUUAAUAUGCUAAAAAUUAAAUGAGUAUAUUCAUUUUGGUAUAGAAAAUUCGUAUCACGAAAUGUUCCAUUGUCCCACUGUACACCUAAGUACAAUAAUUUCAAUGCUCCAACAUUUUAAGCAUGAGAAGCUGGUAAAAAUGGAACCAAUGUAGAUUCACCUGAACCUUUUUUCUUUAAAACCAGUUAAGUCUUUUAAAUAAAUAUUAUUAGCCAGUGUCAACAUCUACAACGAUUGUUUUCCUAUGAAAAGAUAAAGAAAUGAAAAUAACUCAAAAGCAAUGAAAAGAAAUGGUUUUCACAGAUUUAAGCUGUUGCAAUAUGAUGAUUUUAAACGUACGGCGGCUAAAGACUGAAUAUAUUUUCCAACGAUAUAAAAUUUAGGACAACGAAGUAUAAUACUGUGACAUUCAAGCAAACGUUAACUUGUAAGCCUGAUGAAGUUGAUAAGUUGCCUUUUUUGAUAAAAGGCCUCAAAUUAGCCAAAGGAAUACUAAUUAAAUUUCCCUUGAGAGAGUAUUGUCCAAAGUAAAGUAAGGCAACAAUUUGAGAUAUUUACAUGAUUAUUUACAGACUCUUACACAAUGCACUGCUGUAAUUGUCCAAAUUUGCAAAUACAUUUUAUUCAAUCGAGGUGUAAGGGUAUUGCCAAUGUUUUUCUGAGUAGCUUGGAAAGUAAGUGGUUAUUAUUUUAAGCGCAAAUUUCUAAAAAUGUUAAUGGAGUUGCAACUAUUUCUCUUUCUAUUUUUUUUUAAUGGGCAUUCACAAUGACUUUCCAAGUCCCCAAUGGACGUAUUUCAGCUGUAGCAGGUGCCAUUUUCCUCGCACAAAGGAAUGUGUUUGAUUUUUCCAGUAAUUUCAGCGCACUGCACUAGUACGAUGAUCACGCGCUAAAAGCAAUUGAAAUAAAGUGUUACACUUUGUCUCACAAUGAAAAACAGAAAUGCAGUGUUUAAUAUGCUGUUUAAACGUGGAUUGACAAAUGACAGCUACAGAGGAGUCAACUACAGUAACAGGAAUUUGCUUAUAGUCGAAAACAAUAUCAAACUGAAGACUUUUGUUACGCGCAGGUGAGUUGACAAAUGUUUCCAUAAAAUCUCAACUCUGAGUGAGCCCUUCACUCUGUUCUAACUAGAACAAGAUCACCAUGAAGUGGCUUAGUACCAUUUUGAUUUUUGGAGUGGUCCUUGUUGCAUCAGAAAACGCUGACGGUAAGUUUUUGUUUUUUUAAGCAUGGAAGUUAGUUUUUGUAUGAAAAAUAUAAAGGUUUUGUGGACGUUUUUAAUUCAUGACUUUAUUCGGAAAACGUAUCCAAAGCUUCUACCAUAUAUUUAAAUAAGUAUAAUUGUAAAAGCUUUACGGUGUGCUGAGAGAAACGAAAACGGAGAUCCGUCAGCAACAUGACGAUAGCGAUGAUGGACCGAGAAGUGUUGCGACUAUUUGCACAAUCGGGUUGAGCUGAAUUUCUGAAGGUCCAUCAUUGUUCAAUUUCAAUGUCCCCUCAAUUUGUUCCCAUUACAGAAAAUAUCGGCAUCGAUGAUCCAGAUGUCUACGAAGGAGACAUGAUCUUAGAUCCAGAUCAACGCAUGGCGAUUGAACUUGGGUUGGAUGUGGACAAUCCGUUUGGAAGAGGCUCCACUAUAAAUCGACAGUGGCCUGGUGCUGUGAUGCACUACGUCAUUGACUCUAGUCUCUGUAAGUUCGUCAUUAGUGUGUUCUAAAAACAAACGAGAAAUAGUGUGAAGUGCGAAAUCGUAUUCUUCCUUUACGAUUUUAAAGUGGCAAAUAGUGGUGUGUCCGUCGCACACGUGUUAUAUCUAUUGUGAUAGACAUAACUUUGAGUGUAAAUUGGUGGGGUAAAACUAGCACGUGGUAAGUAAAUAUAGAACGAAAAGUUGAACGUAGUAAGUAGAACAGAACGUUCUAUCAAUAGGGCCAGAUAAAAGACAGUUCAAUUAUUCAAAAACGAGAUCAUUCCCUAAUAAAUUACGAGCCCAUUCCGUAGCAGGAAACAAACAAAAUGGUAAGAGAUUAGCGCAGUAAAAGCAAUAUAACUGUUCUGAAAAAACCAGAGCAAUGAUCAAUCGCAACAAUUCAGAAAUAUCCUUUCUUAACAUAAAAUACACAUUUUCUUCUGACCCAUAAUUACAGCCAGUGACUCCCGCGCUAUGGCGGCGAUUAAGGCAGGAAUGGAACAAUGGACAAAGAACACUUGUAUCCAGUUCAAGCCGAGAACAACGGAGUCUAGCUAUGCGAACUUCAAACUAGGCAAAGGGUGUGUGUAUAUAUAUAUAUAUAUAUAUAUAAAUCUUUAAUUAAAGCAAAGCGAUGGUGAAGAAUGAAAUUCCAAUUUGAAAACUCCAUCUCGAAACAAAAAGCAAUACAAAAAGCAAUCCUUAACAACCUUCACAUCUUUGUGACUUAUUCUCUCCUUUCAAAUGCAAACACGUUUCUGGGUUUUUGAAUCUAUUUUAAAAGUCAUUUGCGACGACACAAAAUGACGCAAAACGUCCUUGUUCCCUGUUUAGUCUAACGAGAUAUGGUGUGUGAUAUUCCGUGGAAGUGUUGAGAUUUUCUGAUAUGUUGUUGAAGUUCAUUAUGGUGGUCGAUUAUUGAGAACUACUUCAUGAAAAUUAUAUGGCUGCGCUAACGAUUUGAACCAUUGAUUCCAAAUUUUUUCCAGGUGUUCAUCAUAUGUUGGGAGAACGGGACGCAAACAAGACAUUAACCUUGCUCGUGGAUGUUGGUACACUGGAAUUGUCGCCCAUGAAAUCGGUAGGUGAUCCAUAAGUCUUGUUCUAAAUAGUUCUUGUUCUAAAAUAGAAUAUGGAUGGAGCCUUUCAGGGCAACUGAGCUGUGACACAAACUAAAUGACCACUUAAUGUGCAAAAAAUUCGAUCAAAAGUACUAUUAGCAUUGAUUUUGGGUGAUAACCAUGGAUAUUGUAUACUUGACAUCUUGUUCUUAGUUUCAAGUCUGAGUGGUUUCGCCUUCAGUGACCGUUUAAUACAGGUUGGCGACAAUGGGAAAAAAGUCGUUGGGACUCAGUAAAGGGUAGUCGCAACCGCUUAAAAGAGGUGGAAAUUACACUGUUUGAGGGGAAAGAAUUUCGGGACUUUAACAAAUGACCCCUUUAUACAAGAUGUCCGCUUAAUACGGUGCCGCGUAACACAGGUUUGACUGUAUUUCGCGUAUUAAUUCCCUGCUACGAAAACAAUCUCAUAAUGUAUUAUAACAUUUUUGGUUAGUUAAUGAAGCGGGAUAUGAAACAGCCACUAAUUUUCGAGAAGUAUAAUUCCGAACCUUGGCCAGGAACAUUGUAAGUUGAUACCAUAAUGUUGUUGUGUACGCGGCAAGGGUUUGGUAACUGCUCCAUGUAGGAGUACUGAUACUUGUGUCGACUUCAAAAUUUCUAUGAAAGUAUAACAAACUUAGGCAAAAGGCAAACUUCCUUUAAUUCAAAUUAAAACAUGCAACGAUGAUAAAGAAACGAAAACUUUUGCUAGGUCAUGCUUUGGGCUUUUACCAUGAACAAUCCAGACCUGACAGGGAUGCCCACGUCACAAUUAUGUGGGACAACAUAAUCGAGAGUAAGUAACUACAUUACUGUGCAAAAGUAAUACAAAGAAUUAUUGUCGAAUAUCAUGCUUUAGCAAAAACCAGAAAAGUGAAUACUGCUUUUCAUGCCCGCUGAUUGACUAUUUCGGAAGUGAGUAGCAAGUACUAUUCACCCCCAAGUAGCCGAAGAGGCAAUUCGAGCGUCAUAAGUAAAUGUCCGACCAUUAUUUCGGUAUAUUGAGACAAAUAAACUGUUUCUGAGGUGUCUGUUUGGUAUUUACUAAAACAAUUAUUCAAAAAUAAAAAUAAGUUAUCACUUUUCACCUCCACUUCGAUGAAUAUUAUUCUUCCCAGAUAAUGCGGAAAUACGGCGAUAUAUCGCGAAGUGAACCGAGACGCUAAAAAGCUGAACGCUAUGACAUUCCCUCGAUAUCUCGGGAAUAUCGUUUUAGCAUAAUACCACUACAACGACGCAAUGUAAAACGCGGGACACGUCAUCACGAUAUAUAGGUCAAGCGAAAUACUGCUGCUGCGAUUUCGAUAUAUCCAUCUAGUGAUGUAUCGCCACAGCGGUUCAUCUUUCGGAGAGAAAUCUGUGCCCUUUGUAUUUAGUUCGAGCAAUAUUCAAAAGCGUCCCUUCCCUUAGGUUAUACGAAAAUUAAACCUUUACUCUCAAUGUCAUAAAAAAGCAAUAUAAAGUGACAGCGUGGUCGAAAGGUAAUCACGAUUAGGUAGCAUAAUCAUGUGUUCCAUAUUUAUUACGGAAAGAAAUGCAUAGUUAAAUCAUUACGCGGAGAUUCCUUUAAGACCACAAGAUAUCCGUAAAGCUUGUUAGUCAAAAUGGAACCUUAUUAGACCCGAAUUUCAGCUGAUAAAUACAUAAUAAAAGACCCCUAAUAUAAGAUAGGGGUAAAAAGCAAAUUAUUAAAUACGUUUUAAAAACGUUAACAACCUUAACAAUUUACGCCUCUUAAGAUUUCUUUUUUCACUUCAGUUUCAAAGUCGUUCCCUACACAAGAAAUGUGGCACAAAACUGCAGAGCCCGGAAAAAAGGAAAACCAUAACUACUGAUUGUAAAAAAAAUUUUCCUAAUGACGAAAACUUUAUUCAUUUAUGUUUUCAGAGAACAAGUUCAAUUUCAAGAAGUACUCCAAAUCCACUAUUGAUUCUCUCAAAACCCCGUAUGAUUACGGAAGUGUGAUGCAUUAUGGAGGAAGAGCUUUUUCCAAAAACGGAUUACCAACAAUCGUUCCUAGACAAUCCAACGUACGUCGCACAAAAACUUUGUUUAAUAUACAAUAUUCAAUGAAAUUAGUAUAAUCUUUGCCUCAAAGUUACUUUUACUGAUCGUAUUAUCAGAUAGCAUUACCAUACAGUGAUAAAGAUUGCAGUUGCGGCGAACUUUUCAUGGGAUAUCGGUAAUGUAGACAAAGUUAAAACAGGAGACUCUAAGAUUUGACCUAAAUGGGGCACCCAAGAUGCAAAACCCCAUGAUACCAGAGAUAUAACUUUCCCACUGUUUGCAUUAAUAAUAACGAUAGAGAAACGGCGAGUUUGCACUUUGUUGUUGUUGCUGUGUAAGAGUAAAUACGCGAGAACUUUCGUGCGAAUGACUGUCUGUCGCGUAUUUCUGUUCAAACGUUUAAAACGAAUCCUCAUUCAAAGUGACUGACUCGAAAUUUAAAGUUCGUCGAAACAACAAGCGUCCCGAUUAUUUGAAUUACUUUAUUCGCCAUACAUCUUGAUCUCAUUAGUGAGUUUUGUACAAAUUUUAACAUGACUUGUAUCAGGUUUUGGUCAAUAUCUUCUUUUUCACAGGUUAAGAUUGGUCAGAGAAAAGGCAUCAGUAAAAUAGACGCUCAGCAGAUGAAUCUCCUCUACAGUCAGCAAUGCUCAGGUAGUGUUGCAAUGUGAUUAGCCAAUUUGUCGUUGUCGAUAAGAGCACAGACAGUAGCUGCUCGCGUCAAUGUGUCACGCAAUGGUCACGCACUGACCUCGUUAGUCCACAAUAUUUUGACUGCCGUGAUGACGAAUAUCGUUGUCAAUAAGAGUACACACCAUGCUAAACCACAGUAAUUUGCAAAAUCGCAUCACGGCCAAUGGCUUACGCAAGUGAGAAGCUGUAGUUUGCGCGGUUUAGCAUUAUCAUAUCACGUUUAAAAUUGUGCGAAUCGAUGAACGGCCUGUUGCGGUUUUCUUAAGUUAAUAUCUACUUCAUCAUCGUUUUUGUGAUAGGUGGCAGUAGCUGUGUGGACAAAAACACGAAUUGCCCUGGUUGGACCAAAUAUUGUUCCACUAACAACUAUGUGAAACAGAACUGCAAGAAAUCGUGCAACAUGUGUUCAUAAACUUCACAAAGGUAAAACAAAAGGGUACGUUGGACUUUAAGUCAUAUUUAAUGUUCAUGUUUUGAAAUUGCCUUAUAAGGGUAGAAAUGUAAAAUACAUCUGUGAUGACUAUAUGCAUACUUAAUUAGCGGAUGUGUAUCUCCCUAUGUAAUAUUAAAAGAACUCUACAAGCGUUCCAGAUAUAUUGUCAUGAGCAUGACUGGCUACGCUACUCGCUAAAUAUCCGUGAUAGCAAGUAUGUGAAGUGAGUAGCCAAACAGUGUACGGUUGUAAACAAAAUGAAAUAAAAAACACCAACCUGCAUUGUCGAUAAGUUUUCCACGUCUGAUAGAUUUACACUAAAAAAAAUUAGAUUAUUUGUUCUCGAUUACUUCGCAAGGCAGCUGAUUCGAGCUUCGCCUUCAUCAACAAUCACGCGAUAGAGAUCUUGAGCCUAUAAUCCUAUUCAAAGAAGAAUAGGCUAUGACAAAUGUAGGCAUAUGAGGUUGUUAAAAGGUGUAAAUACUGUUUAAUCCUUUUGUGGCCUUCAGUAUUGUUUGCUAUGGUAGAAGAAAGGUGGUAUAAGCGAUUUGUUCCAAAUGAAUAUACUUAAGGCAAAAAUUAAAGUCUCUUUUCCAGUUCAGUAAUUGUUUAUUCAGCGAUACACUAAUUGGCUUCAGCCAGGGCCAGGAUCAAUAAAGAACCAAGUAUAAAUCUUUUUCAGCAUCAACCUUUUUUUUUUUUUUUUUUUUUUUUUUUUUUUCAGGCUGAUUGAAGCUGGAUGUAAUGUCGCUCAGUCAUUUAUGUGUGCCCAUCUAUCCAAUGAAUGAGAAUAAAAGUAAUUUACCAUAAAGUGAGUUAUUCUGCGUUGCGAUCAAUUGAGCAUGCACUUUUUUAUAGAGCAAAGCCAAAGGUGCAAACAUAAAACUCUUUGUUCGAAAAUUCGGUUCAUCCGAAGAAAGUUAUUACUUUCACAUUUUGGCUCCCAACAUUUAAACAAACAAAACAAAAAAAAUACAUCAAAACUGAUGAAAAAGUAAAACAAAAUACUUGAAAUAAAACACAAAAUAAAAAAAGAAAAAACUCAAAAUGAAACAAAACCAAACGAAACCUCAUCAUAACUCGAUUCUCCUUCUUUAAUAGCAUUCCUCUGAAAAGGUCUCUGAGAAUAUUUCCUUUUGGCUAGUUUCGUCUGCUCAAACAGUAAGCAGCUUUUGUAUUGGUGUUCCCAAUUAAAAUAAGAAUUUCAUAUAAAAAAACCCGGCAAAUUAAGCAGUGGAGGAUGCAGUUAUCUACACAGAAAUAUCAGUAAAAAUAAACACAAUUAGUCUUCCUUAUAAUCAUAACCGAGAAAGAUGUAUCGAACAAGACUGUUGUUAUGAUAAAUUUAUUUGACGGUUUUUAUUUGAAUUGCACACUAAAUCACAGGAAUUGUUAUUUAAGCUAAUGAUUGGACAAAACAAUUUUUCUUUUUUUAUUUAAACAACUGUUUUAGUUCAAAUUUACAUGUUAGUUGGAUACAUGAUGCUACGUGUGAAAUUGUCGGAGAGCGCCCUAGUGGGAAUAAAGUUUCUGAGUUGUACAACGUCGUAAAAAAUCAAAAAAGGCCCCUCGAUUUUUAGAUUGUAGUGGAAUCACAAGAAAGAAAUAGAGGAUCCUUUAUAAGUAUUAUAUUUAGAAAAAGCCCCAAUUUCACUUUAGCUCAAAAAAGUGGGAAAUAUCCAAAGUAAAAUACCUUUAACAGGCUGCCACAACUAGUUUUCUCAUUUUGCUCUUUUUUUCCCGUUUUUAUUGUCGCUUAAAGUAAUUAUUAUCAGCACUGUAAGCACAUGGUUUUGUGUUGCUUCCUCUAACUUAGCAUUCCCUUAGGCUUGUCUAGAAGGUUCAGGCCUUUCAUCAAACUGUUUCCCCUCAAGUUUUUCGCAAUACCAUUGCUCAUACCUAAAAAGGGGCUAUGCUCUGAGUCUACGGAUGUAGGUCAGAAAAAAAGGGAGUGUGGUCAAAUACUCGUAUCUUGUUUGUAUUGAUAUCUAGGGCUUCUUAACCGCAAUUUCUCAAUAAACCGCAAUAAAUCGGCGGGAAAAGAGCACUGUCAGGUUUAAGCGUUGAUUAAUUGUUGAAGAAAGAGUAAAAAACAAACAAAAAGGAAACAACGGGAAGAUAAUUAAAAGACGUUAUAUAAGAUAGUAUGUCGAUGAAAUUAGGGCUGGAUUAGACGAACUGAAUUGAGAUAUCGAUCUUUUAGUUAGGCGUGUUACGAACAUAAGUUAUCUAGCAGUCUGUUCUGAAAAGACAGUUAUCACCAAGUUUAGUUAACGUAACACUCAUCUUGCGUAAGUUUGUCGCCAGUCCAGUUUCCGCCGCAAUCUUGACCUGUCGAUAUCAACUUCAUGAUGUAAGUGCUAAUGUUCCCACGGUCUUCUUGCGUAUUCCAGUGGACCGGAGAUGUUUGCUCUGAUACACUUGCGACGCUAGAAUUUGUUGAUGAAGUGUGCUUUAAAGGAAAUACUGUGCGUACGAAAUUUCCCGCUAUUCUGUUUGCAAGCACAGUCAAAAACGUUUGACCUCUCGAAAUCGAAAAGUUUGUUUAAAUUUGUAUCGCGAAAAUACUAAUAAAUAACAGAAAAGUGUAGCUAAAAGAAAGCAGAACGACCCAAUAAAAUAUUGAUGAAUAAAAUGUAAUUCUUAAUUUGUAGGAUACCGUCCAUCAAUUUUUGACCCAAAACGAAAUAUUGCUCUUGCCGAAACGGUAAAUUUGCGGUUGCCUGUAUAUGCAUUAUUGGGCAUCAAUAUUAUCCAUUGUCGAUACCAGCCUGUAACUGGUUGACACUCUAUAUAAAUUCGAGAUGCGGCCUUGAGAUUUCACUUUAAGACUACGCUGUAUUUUCGACAGAUUUUCACAGGUAUACAGUUUAUGUUAAACUGACUCGACAUGAAGUGGUUGGUAGCUCUUGCGUUGUUCAGAACAGUUCUCUGCGCACCACAUGGCCAUACUGCUGACGGUAAGCUUGAGGAAUCACAAAGGCUGUAGAAAAUGUCAAAUCUGUCAUCAUGAACAUAAUUUUAUCAUUAAUUUUUUAACCCUAGGGGUUUUGGUCAAUAAUAUCUCUUUUAUGAACAGUAUUAACAUUAAGACCAUCAAGUUAUGCGAGGUUAAAAGGUUGAAAUAACCUCCACUUCUCAAAAUAACAAAAAAAAACUUAUAGUCUAAAAGCACAGGGAGGGUUUUUUGAGAGUAGACAAGCCAGAUGUGUUACGGAUUAUCGUUACAACCUCGCUAAAUAAUUGUCUAGGACACUAACGCAUCUGUUUACAUAUCUUAAAAAUGGCAACUGGUCGAACCUGCUCUCAUUAAGCAAGCGAGAAAACAAGUCAAAGAUAUCCAUUGUUUUGCUCGGUUUUUUUGCCUUUUUUCUUUUUUAACUAUAGAGAUAUAGAAUGAUUCAUCAGAAAUUAUCUCAAAAGAACUCGUCGCACAUGUUUAUUUCUUAUGUUAAUACAAACUUAUACUUGAAUGAUUUGCUCCAAUGGUAUUGCGUACGUGACACGCGUACAUAGGCAUAAACAUAACUGUCGGAUUUUAGUAGUGUUGACUCCCAAAAGUCUACGGAAAACCAGUUGAAUGAUGAUAAUGGUAAUGGAUGGUGCCCGUAUUUCACUCCGUUUGAAUACUGACAAGGAAAAAACAUAGUUGCAGGUUGCCGUAGAAUGAAUUUGAAUUUCAUCUUGCAAGCGAUCGGGAAAAUCUGGUUGACUUCCUGCACUGCACUUAGUUUCUCGUCCAAUCUACGUACGGCACUUACAUCUUUCGCUAUAAAAAUAAUCACACCGAUCACUCAAAUCCCUAUACAAACAACUUCAAUUCAAAGUGCGACUAAAGUAAGAAAAAAAAAAGGUUGUCUUAAAUAUACAAAUUCCCUUGAGAUUCGGGCUUGUACGUGCCAUUCUAAAAGCAGUUCUUGUUUUCUUUCGACAUGACCGGCUGUCCCUCGUGUUUUAUGUUGGGAGAAUUUAUUUCAAAUUAAUUCCAGGCCAAGACGAGAUGACCUUCUUUGCGAUAUAUCAAGGAAAGCGUGACAAGCGACAUAGAUUUUCAGCAAAUCUCAAUGUCAACAUUAAGUCUAUUUAAAUGUUGCAUCUCACGAGCAAACCAAUCUUGCUUGUUUUUGGAACAAAAUGAAGAGUACGGUGGUUUGGUUAAAAGUUCAAGGACAGCCUGAAUAUUUGAUUAGUUAAUUCAAGUAUUAGUCAAAACUGAAAUAUUAAUCGAUAGUGUUACACGGUCGGUAUCUCUAAGGGUUGAAUGUGUAACACACCACGGAUAUCGCAUCUUUUCAUCGGAAUUUCCGGAAAGAUAUUAGAUAGAUCUAUCGGAAGGAAAGACGAUUUCUUUGCCCAAAAAAUGCAGAAGCUAUCACAUUCCUACUCAAACUGCUUAAAGGAAGACAGUUUCCCAAGCCAUAAGGAUAUAAAAACAAUAAGAGCAGAAUAAUUAUAAGUCUUAUUGUGAGGUCCAAGUCUCUGAUAUAUCGCCUGCUAUAUCACGCGUUUAGAUGAGAUUAAGCUAUCUUUAUUUUCAUCAUUUUUCAGAAAAUAUGGGUAUUGAAAGCAAAAUCCUAGUUGAAGGAGACAUGCGUCUUACAAAAAAGCAGGUGUAUAAUAUCGAACACGGAUUGGAUGUCGACAGCUCUCGAAAACGAGGCUCAAUAGCAGAUAACUCUCUAUGGCCGAAUGGAUUGGUACCCUAUGAAAUCCACCCAAGUAUAAGUAAGUUCAUAGUAAGUCUGUAAUUCUCUGUAAUGGAUUCUCUGUGACCCCAGGUAUAUUUAUUUUCAAGGUUAACCCUCGGAAGUGCAUCUAAAUUCAUACCCCCACCGUGGUACGAAGUUAUAAGCUUGCGGUGGCGGUAGUAAUGUCAUCCAACAUGGCGGGCUGUUUUUCCAUUAUAAUUUUUGUCUCGUCAUGCCCCCCUCCCCUCCCCUCCCCCUGUUUGUAUGUCCAGGGUGAAGCGCACGUUUGGCUCUAUAAUAACGAAACAAAAAUUUGUAAAUAGUGAGCCCAUCUACGCGUCUGCCAUCCGAUAGAUCAUAGGUAAGAAACAAUCAAAAUAUGUGUGAAAUUCAGCAUAUCAUUUAAGUAUGUUCAGACACCUCCUCUCCAGUUAGGUUUCACUCGACCUCUAUCCACUUUGACACCAACAACUUCCAAGUCUCUGACCACCUGGUAUAUUUUGCUUUAAGGUGGUAUUCCUCGCGCUGUGAAUGCCAUUAAUCAAGGAUUGGCAGAAUGGACUUCAAAAACUUGUCUCCGAUUUAAGGAAAGAGAAGGUGAAAGCGAUUACAUCAUUUUUGGCGAUGGAGGAGGGUAAGUAAACGUCAAUUGAACGUCACCGUAUGAGUAUUUUCUCCUCUGUGAUUGGUUUGUUUCCAAGAGUUAAAAUAUGUUCUAUUAACGGUUUUCUGUCGAACGGCUCUCCAUCUGUUGUGUAUUUUAAAACAAGUUACCGAUCCUUUUGGCUUUUUUAAAACUAAGAAUAAAAAAAAAAAAAAAAAAAAAAAAAGGCAUAAGAACCAUGUCUGUCCUCAAGAAAGUAACGGCUGGAUCUUACUACUAGAAAAUCUUCUCCAUGCAUACACUCCGAUUUGUGCAGAACAGAAUUUGAACAGUUUGACGCCAGGCAAGAAGAUAUAAUGUGUCAAGAUAGGAUACCCUUAAAUUCCGAGAUGAUUAUCCCGAAAUUACAAUCUCUGUUCUUGACGAAAAAACCAUUAAGAAUCCAUAACCUUCGAUACUGAAUUUUAUGGCCAGAAUACUAGCUAGGUAAAGAUAAGUCCCCUUCGAAUGACAGUUCAGGGUAUGGAAAUUCUGAUUAGCUGUCACAGUUAUCGAGAGAGUAUUAAUCUGACUUUUCCAGCUCAAACUAUGGACUUACUGACCCGUUUCAGAAAAGGCCGUGCCGUCAUAAGAUUUAAGCUCCCGUCAUUCCUACCCAAUCAAACUUACUGCAAUGCCAUCAACAUGCGGGAGACUUCCUUGAUACAUGUACACGCGAUGCAAUAAAGGAAAGGUCCCAGCACGAUUCUAUUUUAAUUUAUUCAAUAAAAAGCAUUUUAUUUCAGCGUUAAGCGAACACAGUUUUAGUGGAUAGAGGAUUGUGAAGGAACUCUUUACAUCUCCAGUAUUGACUUUGUUCCCUGUUUAUAAUUAGAUGCUGGUCAUAUGUUGGUCGACGUGGAGGUCGCCAACCGAUCUCUCUAAGUAACGGCUGUUGGUGGAGAGGAACUGUAACUCACGAAAUUGGUAAUUUUCAUUUUCAUCCUCGGUUUUUGGUUUUUUAUCACUGCUUUUUGUUAUUUUUCUGCGACUUAAGGCAACAAUAAACAUUUAAAACAAAAUCAUUAAUUAGAAAAUCGAUGAAAGGGUCUUUCUGUGUUACAUUUAUAUUGGCCAAAUUGUUCCAGAGCUAAUGGUACUUAGAAACCGUUUCGAGCGAUUUUCAGAGAAGUCUGUUAGGCAUAAUUCUAAUACGGAAAACUCAACUUAAGAAGAAGUUAAGCGCAACAGACAACUAUAUUUUUUCAUGAAGGUCAGGUCAGGUCUUCUUUUUAUUGUCCUAUUCACGUUAAUUUCAAAAUUGACGUGUCCUGAUAUUUUGGUAUGAAUAGUGUUUGCAGCAUACCUUAGGGCAACGCAGUAUUUGGCAAAUCUAAACCCUUUUCUUUUACACUGUUUGUAAUGUUUUUCUAUUGCAUUUUAUUUUCUUGGACUCUGCAGCAUCCCCAAGUGUACAAACCCUCCUCAUAUUCAAUGCUAGGUUAAACUGAGUUUCUUCCUCUUUGUGGACAUCUUUCAGUGUUUCUCGAUUGAUACUGAAAAUUGUGUCAAUUAAUUACAAUUUGUCGUAAUCGCAACCUAAUUAAAUUUCUUCUCCAGCUCAUGCACUUGGUUUCUACCAUGAGCAAUCACGACCUGACAGAGACGAGUUUGUUACGAUAUUAUGGGAUAACAUUGAAACAGGUACGUUAUACUGCUGCUUUGGUUUAGGCAAAGAUUGAUAGUCAACAAUGAGAAGUCUUAUCGGGGUGAAAAAUCCAAUUAAAACUAACUUGGCAAAUACAAUUGUUUUUUUAUACAGUAGAGUACAUAUAUAUACUCGUUUUCAAAAACGUUGAAAUUUUAAAAAUACUGUAUGUGCCAUUAAAAAGCUUAUGUAAAUUAUAGGGACAAUAAAAAGGAAAGUAGAAAAACCAAAAAGUUGAUUGUCUGUCAGCUGGUCAUCACCUAUGGGAGGUUUAAAUCAAUUGACCAGAUGUGGUCAUCUUUAAGAGGUUCCAUUUAUAGCGAUUUGACUUGGAAAUUUGUGCUAUUUUGAAAAAGUGGUGGCUAAUGAGAGGUGGUCGCAAACGAGAGAUGGUCGCAGAGGGAGGGUCGACUGUAUACGUAUUUUUAUGCAUUUUUGAAUUUCAGACAAAGAGAGUAAUUUUCGAAAAUACAGCCGGUCAACGAUUGAUUCUCUUGGUACUCCAUACGAUUAUGGGAGCGUGAUGCAUUAUGGGGCAUUUGCAUUCAGCAGAAACAACCAACCAACAAUAGUGGUUAAACAAACGGGGGUAUGUAAAAAGCAAGGUUUUUAAAGUUCGUCAAACUGAGUAGUAAAUGGAAGAUCACUCGAAGUCAGUGCAGAGGUAAAGGAGCAUUUCCACCCCUAAACGCGACGUCAACUACAGAAUCUUUCUUAGCUUGACUAACCAGAGUUUGAUAUGAAGAAAAAUAUUCAUUUAAUUAAAUCUUUGAUUAUAAGGUUUCCCUAUUAUCAACUUUGUUACUGGAGCUUGCCCCGAUUUCCGUGGUGUCUAACAUGCCAACGCCACAAUCACGACUAGAAGGUAAAUUUUUUUUCCCUUCUCUGCCUCUCUUGCUGGAGCCGAGAGGCAGAAUUGUCACCACAUAGAACUUUUGAUAGAGCCACCGCCACUUGGCGACUUCGACUCUUAAUCAUGCAAAACUAAUCGAUUGCAGCUCACUUUUAUUGUAUACUUUCAUCUCCUAGCAAAAAAUUGGGCAACGAAAUGGCUUAAGCCCUGUUGACGCAGAGCAAGCGAAUCUUCUUUAUCGAUGUGGCCUACGAAAAGGUGAAACAUUUGAUAACGAUAUGAAAUAUGAGACAGGGAAAAAUCUUAUAUCAUAAAUCUCUCAUCAUUAUAUGGACGAUGAAAUGGAUAUGUAAUAUUCUUUAAGAGUAAGACUUUUUCUCUCUUCUUUUGCUUCUUUAUAUUUUGCUUUUUCUUAUUUAUUUGUUGUUGUUGUUUUUUUCUUUAUUUGAAAGUCUUAAAACGCUGUAAAGUCGUAUAUCUAUGUCAAAAUAGGCGGUUAAUUUUUUUUUCCACAAGAUUUUUCCAUUCUAUCAUGUACAUACAUAAAACAGCAGGAUGUAAAGGUCUUGAGAAGGGCUUUGAAUCGCUUAACUGUCCCAAGUUAUAUCUGAGUGGUUCACGUAUAUCAUGAGGUUUUAAGAGUACCUUCAACAUGGCGGCGCGUCUUCGAAGGGAUAAAGGUUUUGAUCUCAGACAAAAUACCACGUUAUUGCCAUUUAAACCUCAUCGCAGUAUUUUUUUUAACAUUCUACUGAAACUUUUCAUAUCUAUUUCUGUAUCUGUAGAAACCACAACUUUGCCGCCAACAACUACUCAACCGCCAAAGACUACUCAACCACCAACAGGUAAACUUUAAAAACUGCCUCGAUAAAAAUUGUUCAUCUUCCUAUAACCUGGAAACUAUUGCGUGAUUCAACUGAGAGAUAUUAACGAGAACAAGAAUAAGUGUCUUGAGAGAACUGAGGAGAAUGUGCUGCCUUUUUGAUGAAACAUGCAAAUAGUGAGACAUUCUCGACUCAUCGAAUAAUGAUGAAAAUUUGCAAACCUCUUCUUGUACUCUCCCUGUUAUGGUCAGCUGGGGACGUAAAAUAAGUCACACGUUCCAGACCGUUUCAGAUUUUGCAGAUAUAUUGGGAGAUCGCCAGAAGUUUGUCUUGGUGGUUUGCAGACCCCAAGUUAUUUGUGACUCGGGGGUGCUGGUCAAGUAAUUUGACGACUAGCAGGAAACUAAAGCAAUCACCGACACCGUAUAAAUAGGAGCGUCCGCCCUCUUCAGUGAUCUCCAGUUAUUGCAGAAAUCUGGGACGGAUUUUCCAGACUGUCGCCGACUAUCCCAGACAGUCGAAAAUGUAUUUGAUUUCGAUCGAGUUUUCAUUUGUCGGAAAACUCUGAGACGGUUGGGAAACAAUGAAUUCCCCGAUCAUCUAGGAUUUUAAGGGUAGGGCAGGGAAUAUCCCAGGAGGGGAAGGGGAGUUGCUUUGGCCUUUCCUGUCUAAAUUGGGGAGCAUAUACAAAAGGGUUGCCUUUCUUUCUGUGUGAGCUACAACAAGCUAAGUAUUCCUCGAAAACUGACGCACAGCGCAUGAUACUCCUUGGAAAUGUAGCUGAUUUAAAAAUACUUUGUUUUUUGUUUUGUAUUGUUUUUUUGUUUUUUUUUUAAUAAGAGAACCCUGCCUCUUUUAUGGGAAGGACAUAAUUGGAACUACUUUUAUUAUCUACCCACAGCAUUAAAAAAACAACUCUUGAUUAGAUGUAAGCACCUAAUAACUGAUUUUUUUUUCUUCAUCGUAGUGAGCUGCAGAGACAACCUUUCCGCGAACCUCUGUAACAUUCUGAAAAGUGCGUUUACUUGUGUACCCAGUUUCGUUUCCUCAUACUGCGAGAAGACCUGUAACAAGCGAUGCUAAAAGCUGUUAGACCUUAACGUGUCUCAUUUCCAGAAAUAAGCAAUCAAAGAAAAUAUUUCCUCUUUUUCUUAAAUUCUUUUUUUUUUCCACUCCUCUUGAAGUAUUCUAACAUGAUGGUUUUCAGGAAGAAGACUAGUUGAUAUUGCACAAGUAUAGAAAGUCAACAGCAAAUUCUUCUAAGCAUUUUGCGCUCAUGGUUGUAGCGUUUUUAAGAAGGAAUUGAUAUAAAAUGUUUCUUUAUUCAUUAUACAAUAAAGUAAGGGCUUAUCGGAAGGUUUGUGGGCUUCCUUUGAUAAAAAAGAAUGCUUAAAUUUUUUUUUAACAAAAAUAAAAUUUAAGGGCAAAAAUGCACCUGAAUAUCCUGGGUGCUCUUGGAUCAUAUGUGAGACAUGAUCCUAAAAAUCAAAUUCCUUUAACUCCCCUUCUUCAGCACGCUCCUUUUGUGCAAAAACCCCUUCAAUAUUUUCCUUGAAAGGGGAUUCUUUGUUCCACUCACGUAACUUUCGUGUCUUAAGAUCACAGGCGCAUUUGAAUAACCACAAGCUGUUGCAUGAGUUCAUGUUGUAUGUUAUUGAAACUGGUUCAAUAAAAGCGGCGCCCUAAAAAUGGUUUGUCUUUAAAAGAUCGACAGAACAGAUAUAUUCAAAACUUCUAUUCCUGACUUUCACCCACGUGACACUAUCCUUGACAACGGUUGCUAUCCGCCAUCUUUGUGCCCCUUAAGCGUAAACAAUCACAGAGAAGCGUGAAGUAUGGUUCGUACAGUAUAGUUGUUGGAUGUGGUUUUUAAAGCGGCGGAAAACAUAAAGUAAGCUUCCAUUCCAUCCCCAAAAUCGUUACAAACCAAGGACAAGAGCACGAAGAACGCACAAGAAAUAAAAAGAAAACGCUGGAUUGCGGCCAUCAGUCGAGAAGACACAAAAACAAAGAGAGUCCUCGACAGCGAACGAGUCUGCGGUCGUCACUUUGUUUCCGGAAAAGCUGCAAAAUAUGGGGACGCUUUUAACUUCGACUGGGUACCAACUCUUAACCUUGGAAAGAAACAAUCAAAGACGCCUAAAGAGAGUGAUGCUGAAGCAGCAAAAGCUAGAGGCGAAAGGGUUAAAGAACGGAGGAAACACGAAUUAGAGCGACAAGAAAUCGAAGCCGCUAAGAAAAGAAAAGAGUUGAAUCAAAGUGGACUCCCUAUCCUUGAUAUUGCUUCAGCUGCUAGCUCAUCUAGCUUAUAUACCAAUCUUAACGAGCCUUCUUGUAGUACAAGCUGUGAUGGUGACGAAGAAAAUGACGAGAUCAUUCAGGUGGACAAAUUAACUUCGACUGAUGACUUUGAGAUACUAUGGGAGGAACAGAAAACGCUAAAACAAAGACAGAAAAUUCAAUUAUAUGCUUACAAGCUUUGUACAUCGAGUCCGAGACAAAUAUUAUUUUAAUUGUCCUGAGAAAGCUCAUUUUUACACUAGUCUACCAUCCUAUGAAGUCUUUAUGAUAGUUUUCGAGCAUGUAGUUCCACAUUUGUCACGACGACCUGGUUCUACAAUAUUAAAUAGAUUUCAAUAAUUUUUUAUGGUUCUGAUGAAACUCCGUUUGAACGUUGCAUUCCAAGAUUUAGCGUACUGAUUUGUAGUGUCCCUUUCAAGUGUGUCAAGAUAUUCUCGUCAUGGAUAAUUGCUAUGGAUCUGAGGCUCUCUGUUUUAUUCAUUGGCCUGACAGAGAACAGUUUUGGGAAAACUAUGCCGGUAUGUUUCCGAUACACAUUUAAUCGAAAGGUGAUUGUGAUCAUCGAUUGCUUUGAAGUGUUCAUCGACAGACCAACAAAUCUGCUGGCUAGAGCCCAACUACCUCCACUCUGCACUUUCUCUAACAUAAAAAGGCUACUUGUUGACUCCAAAAAGACGUCAAACAUGUAAACAUCAAUUUUAUAAAUGGGCAGAAUUAAAAUCUGCUCAAAUAUAACUUAUAUGAUUUGUGGGAAUAGACAUUAUUUACGACUUUAAGAUCAACUAGAGAACUAUUAAGCAAACCGAAAUGACAAGCUCGUUUUAAUCAUCAGUCAUUUUUGAUAUGUUUAUUUGUUUUCCGGAAUGCUUUUGAAUGACGUAUCACUUCAACACUGAAACGUGAGGCGAAUAAGUAGUUUUAAAUUAAAUAAAUGCAUUUUUGUUGCAAUUAAAAGAGAUCAGUAUUGACUCAAUACGUGACAAGCCGAUAUAAAAUUGAUGUUGGAUGCUCAGAUGACUAUAAAGUUCUGAAAUUGUGUUUGCUGCAUUUCGUUUACGAAAAGAUCUCGUUUAGCAGUAGUCAGAGCUCAAGUCAACUGAGUCAGAUUUAUGUCUUCAGGAGAUGAGGUGCAUUAGCGUCCUUUUAUUGAUCAACACUGGCUUUGCCGCUGUACAUAAUCCUGACGGUAAGCUUAAUUGCUUUAUGAGUUUGAGUUUGUUCAAGUUAUGAAACUGUUUAUCGGUGCCUUUGACUAUUUUUCCUUUUGGGUUUACCGUAGAUUACCUUCAAAAUCGGUGAGAUUAAGCUUUAAAUGAAAAUUUUCCAUUCGAAUGAUGGAUAACCCGGCAAAGUUUGUAUCACAUAGUAAUAUGCAUUCGUGAUUGUUGCCAAUUGCCUGACGGCAAGAAGCAACAUUGAAAAAAGCUUGUUUUUUCAUAACUUUAGAUAAUAAUCGUCAAUCUUAGAACCUACAAACAUUUCAUCAUGGGCCACAUUACAAAGAUUGCCAGAAGAAUCAAAUUUAUUUGAUGAAUCAUUGUUUUCAUAGAUAGUUGCUCAGGUUCUAUCAUUAUCAAUAUUACUGAUGCUUUUUUACGGAUUUCCAACACUUCAUGCGUGGCAUAGAAUAUUCAGACAAUCCUAUAAACUGUUUCUUGAUCUUACUAGUAAAAAGCUCAAUGCAUUUCCAAAGGUAGAAGAUCGAAUAACUUGAUUCUGCUUCUUCGCACUGGCAUGAAAAGGUGUAAGAAUUAUUGAUUAUUGCGAGAAAAACAAGAUGAGAAAAAAUACUACUAUAUUGCCUCGUGAACUUUCCGGAUAAGUCCCAGUUUCGGCUGAUUCUUUCAAUGUUAUAUGAUUUGAAGUUUCGUAGAAUUGAUUCAGAAUAUUUAAGCACGCUAAAGGCUAAGAUAAUUACUUACACCUCUAACAAGAGCACGAUCUCCAUUCAUCAUGCAAAAGCUGGCUUUUAAAUGCGAUAAAUGGGUGCCCUUAAGGCACAGUACUUGUCUUCUUUUUAGAGUGCAAAGUAGCAACAGCCACUCAAACCUGAUGUUUCUUUCCUUUUCACAAAAAGAAAUGUUUUCCACACGUGUCUUUUAUUUGAUUGGUGUCUAGUCCACAAACCAUAUCGCAAUUGACGCAUCGAUUUCAGAAAUAAUUUAAACUGAUUUGUGGUAAACCUUUCAACGAGUUUUGGAUUCCGUUCGUUUGCAACAUGUUUUGUUCAUCAAACGCAAUAACAAGGUUAAAGUUCAGCCUUGUUGUAUCUCUUCAUAUAAAGCAAUGAUUUAAAGAUAAAUAGACCAAGAAAGAACAUAAAAGAGAUACCAGUUCUUGAGUUUGAGUUAACAUCAGCAUCUCGCAAUAAAAUGAGCAGUUGGAAAAGUUAUCACACAUGCAUGAGAUAAGACACUGAAACUAAAGGAUUUAAAAGCAAAUCGAUUUGUCUUGAAAUCACGAUAGUUUCUAGAUGUCUUUGCUGUAUUAAUAUCGGUUUACUAUUAUAAUAAUAAUAAUUAUUAUUAUUAUUAUCAUUACUGUAAAUAAGAUUGUUAUUGUUAACAUUAUUUUUAUUAUUGUGAUUUAUCAUCAUUAUUUUGAAUAGAUUUUUGGGUCGAAUUGGCUCUCUAAAAGUACUUAAAUUGAAUUAGGUCCUUUUCCGCCAGGGAAGCUCAAUUCGGUAUGAUUAGUCAGCUAAUAGAAAUUCAAGUUUUGUUUUCCUCUGCUUUUAAGCCUAAAGUUGCAGAAUGGUGACUGGAAUUUUCAUUUUUUUCUUAAAUAUUUGCCUUUGUUUAGCCAUUUGCAUCAAGCUCUUAACAAACUGCCGUCACUGUUUCUUUCAACCUUGGCCCGAAGAACUUCUGUUUUUUUUAUUCCACUGAAAUCAGCCUACCAUUCAAACCCAGAUGAAUAUACCUAUACUGUUGUAUUAGGGUAAGGGUAUUGCCGUCACUCCUGUCAUAAGUGCUACUCGAGGUUGGAUAUUGGGGCAAUCAUUCGACAAAAAGUGGUUCAUAUCGAUACCUAAUAGAUUUCUCCUGUUGUGUUAAAUAAAAAUAGCAAUCCUGAGCUCAUCCUUCCUAAAUGUACCUUUCGUGACAAAAUAAUUACAUAAAGUAAAGCGUUCUGGGCUCCUAAGAUACAAAAUACACUGUGAGUCACCACUCUCGUUUUUGUUGCUGUAUUGAUGUCAUCGAGUCAUCGUUUUCAGGGCGCUGUCCACGUUCAUCGGUCAAAGCACUUAACAAUUACAAAGCUUCAAAUUCAACAUUGCAAGAUUGGCUUGAAACUCAUCGCCUCUCAGUUCAGAUUUCCAGUGCUGAGCAAUGGAUACAUAAUUUCUACACAGGAACAAUGCUCUCCUCCAUUCAUAGCCCCGGCUUUCCAAACAUAGCCUUACCUUAAGCUGAGUGGUGUUAUCGAGUGCCUUGUGAGUGUUCGUACUCAUUUAAAGCUAGAUGACAUUCUCAAAAAAAAUUAGUAAAGAAAAAGAAACAGCAACAAAAGAGCUCCUUCAAGUAAUAAUAUUCAAGAGCCUUAAAUUAGUUCCGCACAACUGAUAUAAAAUGUAAAACACUCUGUUACUGUGGUAUUCAGAAGUCUGUGGACAGCUUAAAUACUAUAUUGGAAUAUCUUUCUUAUAUUCCCGAUUUUCCUUCUUCUCGGUUUUCUGAGUGCGAUAGCAAGUGUGAUGUUUAUCGAUCCAGCGAAGCAGAAUUUCACAAUAAACUUUCUUUGUCACUUUGUUUCCCAAGGAGAAACCCGUCGCGAUUUUCCAUUGUUAGAGUAAAAACUUCACCAUAUAUAAUGUAAAUAACAAUAGCCAUCAAUUUUAGAUAUUUUGCUAUUUUGAAUCUUUUGUCUUAGAAGGUUGUCAUUUCUCACACUGUAAUUAACAGUAACCAUUAAUUUUAGAUAUUUUGCUAUUUCCUUUCUUUUCUGAGUCCUUCGUCUACGACGUUUGCCAUUUCAUCGUUUUCACAGAACAUCAGAUCAAGGUUUGCCGUCAUGCAGUCGUCUCACUAAACAUACUUCUGCUCGUAAUACUAUCUAUCAAAAACUGCUUCGAAAACGUCAUAUCCCUGGGCCAACCCCACGCCUGGAUUUGGCGGUGAUUCCUUGUAUUUUUUCCUCCUCAAUUUUAACAGUAAAGAGGGAAGAUUGAUAAGCAAAAACUUCAGUGAGAAGAAUAUAACACAACUUUGUAAAAUACAGUUUGGCACUAACUGAUUCAUGCUUGCCUGUCCUCAGAAAAUUUUGGCUUGAGGAACUCCAGUCUUUUUGAAGGAGACAUGCUACUUCCGGAGGAGCAGCGGGAAAGAGCAGAAGAAGGAUUAGAUAUUGAUGGGAUUCGCCACAAAAGAGCCUCGUCGAGAUCCAAAUUAUGGCCUAAGGGAGUCGUCCUCUAUCAGAUCUCUCCAAGCCUCAGUUAGUUAAUGUCACAUUGUAAACCUAUCACUAAGUCUAGCUCAUAGUAUGUCCUGAAACUAUAGUCUAAUUGAAUAUUUCACAAUAACUCAAAAAAAUAUAUGAGAUCUUUAAGUUUAUGGACUCCACGUAAAUUCAUCAUGUGAAAAAAAAAAUUAUCGCAAAAGCCUUGUCUUUAUCAAUGUGUUUCUCAAAAAUUAGUUUUAAUAACAAUGGAUUAUAGCUGGAUGGGACUCCUGUGCGUUUUAAGAUGCGAUAUAAAAAAGCUGGGGAAACAUUGUCAUUAGACUAGAUUUAUCCCUUUUUUUUUUGAAGGUCGCUAUUCCCGAGCGAUGUCUGCCAUCAGAGCUGGGAUGGCCGACUGGACCUCAAAAACCUGUAUUCAGUUUAAGAGAAGAACAAGCCCUAGUCAGAAAGCUUACGUUUUCUUCAGAUAUGGCAGAGGGUAAGCGUUAUUAAAAGAUAAAUUUCUGUUCCUCUAUGUAAGUGUACAGUUUCCUUUUUGUUUGCUGGUUUGUUUUUGUUUAUUUUUCGCUUCAGGUGGUUUUGCUGUAGUCAUUGGUGUUAGUUAUUUCUUUCCGAUAUAAUUUUCUUAGCUCAUUGUGUUGUGUCGAAAACGUGAAAAAGCUUUUCCACCCUCCUUGUUAUGUCACGCUUAUUCCCUUGAUUUAACGAUCCUACCACAACGCUUCGGUUAACUCCCUCACACAGCUCCCGGCUUAUUCCCAAAGGACACACAUUAAACGUCCCGUUGUAAGCACGUGCAACAGUGAAAUAUAUGGAGCGAUAAAAUACGUGACACAUACAUGUAUGUUUGAUUAUGUGUAGAUAAAUGAAAUCGCUUAUAAAUGUCAAUCAAAUCAAGAAUAAUUAACGUAUCGUUCAUUUUUCAACAAUUAAAGUGUUCCCUGUAAGGAUGAAUUAGCCAACUUGUUCCUUUCCCAUCCCCCACCCUUCCCGCCCACCCUGGAAUAAUUUAUCUUGUUUAUCAGUGAAACAAUUACUUCAAAAUGGUUUUGGUUUCUUUUUGUUUGUAUUCACCCUGUUGUUGUUGUGUUUGAAUGUUUGGUUGGUCGUUGAGGGAAAAUCUAAAACGUCGGCCGGGCUGUGUUAAACACGCAGAAGCUUUGUCAAACAGAUAGGCCGCAGUUUAAGAUUUUCCCGUAAUGAUCAUCCCUAAUUUUCGGUCAUCAAUUUAAGUAGAUAACGAUAUAUUUUACAACGUGCAGCUGUUGAAAAAAGUUUUCAUCAAAACCGUUUAUAUUACAGAUGUGCAUCAUAUGUGGGAAGAAUUGGUAGGCGCCAAGAUAUUUUUCUCGCACCAGGAUGCUGGCACAAGGGCAUCUGUUCUCAUGAAAUAGGUGACUCUUAUUCUAUGAACUGUUAUCAAAUAGCAGCAUCAAAUUUUCAAAGAUUUUAUUCCAAGAGAAAGAAAUGUAGGGUGUCUUCUGGGUGUUAACAAUUUCGCUAAUAUCAUUUGACAAACUGAUGGUGUGAGAAACGAAGAGAAGCAUUUACUAAAAAACAAAAUUCUUCGGCUUUUUUUGCAUCGAUCGCGGCGAGGUCCACGCGUGAUGACUAAGAACCAAAUAUUCCGCGUCUGGCGUGACCUUACUCAGUCAAUAAGCAGUUGAUCACAUGCUUCUUAUUAUAUUUUGCAUCUAGCGGAGUCUCAUCGUGGCUCUACGUACGCCACCCCGUGCAGCUCCCUUACGGGGAUUUUUUAUUUUUUUAUUAUUUUUUUUUAAUAAAAGCUCACACGCGGCGGUAUAGGUCCCUGAUUAAAAAUAUUUCCUUAGUUCUAUGGGUAAAUUUUGUCCAAGCCGAUGGCGAACUGUCGAAAACGUAAUUUCACACACAGUGGUACGUUAUAUGAGACUUACAACCAGAAAUUACAAGAGAGAACUAGAAAGAAAUGUAAGAAUAUUUGAAAUAUCGCAUCACUCGACAAUCAUACAAAACAGCAAAUAGGGUUGACUGUUCUUGAAUAUUGCAAAUUGCUUACUAAAAUGUGCAAUUUUAAUAUUAUUCAAUUGUCUUUAAUUUGUAUGCAUUCCAUUCUUUUUAUUUCCAUCCAAGGUCACCACAUUUCGCUCCAUUCCACUCCACUUCACUCCACUCAAUUCUACUUCCAUUCCACUCCAUUUUUCUCAAUUCCAUUUCAUUCUACUCCAUUUUACUUCAUUCUACUUUCGUUUCAGCCUAUUUCAAUCCAUAAUAUGCCGUUUCACUCUAUUCCAUUCCAUUCUACUCAGUUCCACUCCGUAGCGCUUCAUUCCAUAUCACUCGAUUCCACUCUGUUUCAUUCCAUUCCGCUCCAUUUUCUCAAUUCCAUUUCAUUCCACUCCAUUCUACUCCAUUUUAUUCCAUCACACUUUCAUUUCAGCCGAUUUUAAUCCGUUAUAUGCCGUUUCAAUCUAUUCCACUCCAUUCCAUUCCACUCCUUUCCAUACUACUCCAAUCCACUCCAAUCCACUCCAUUCCACCACAUGUCACUUCAAUCACUCCAUUCCAUUAUAUUCCACUCCAGUCCAUUCCAUUCUAUUCUAUUCCACUCCAUUCCGCCCCAUUUUACUCCUUUCCAUCCUAUGAUGAGAGUUGCGCUCUAAAUGUAAAUGUCUAAAUUUUUCCAGGUCACGCUAUCGGAUUUUACCAUGAGCAGUCCCGUCCUGACAGAGAUAAGUUCAUCAGGAUUAAUCGUGCUAACAUAGUUUCAGGUAACUAUUGGUAAACUCCUAAUGCUAGAGGCUGGAGUCCAAACUCGGUAAAUAAAGAUGUAAUGAGCUUACUGAAUUAAAAACAACUUUGGUUUUAGGUGACGAUUUCGAAAAGAAGAAAAAAAAAAGCACGUUCGUGAUUACAAAGAGUCAAUGAAUAAAACUUGACUUAGAAAAACAAGUGCCAGCGAAAGUUUCCAAGUCAACUUAAUGGCCAACUUCAAGGUCUGUGGACGUGAUUGGCUACAUCAUCAAAAGGGAUUGUCGUUUGAAAUAUUACUUUUACAAAAACUAUGAAAAUUGUGCCUCGCUUUAACUGCAGUUCUUUUCUAACGGGCUGUAUAUUUUAUUCGAUUACAGGGAUGGAAUCUAAUUUUUAUAAAUACAGCAGAGGGAAAAUCGAUUCACUCGGCACACCAUACGACUAUGGAAGUCUAAUGCAUUAUAGGAGUACAGCUUUCAGUAGGAAUGGAAAACCUACAAUAGUUGCUAAAAAAUCAGGGGUACGUUACUCAGGAUAGAAAAAUAGAAGCGUGGUUAAUUCUUACAACCGUUUCUUGCUUUCCUUACCUGACAUUCAAUUAAUGAAUUAAUGAGCACUCCAGCCACAUUCGGCUUCAGUAAAUGCGCCGUGUAACUGCGAAAACUGCUUCUUAAAAUAGAACUUAUCACGGGUUAUAGUCUCAAGGGAACCUGUUCAUAUUCUCUCAUUGUAUAUAUCACAUAGGUUACCAGCAGUUUUUGAGAAAGCGAUCUUCGCUUGACAGAUUAGUGACAGCAUGACCAUUUUUGGAUAUGCACAUAUACCACACGGGGAACGUUCUCUGAAUCACGUGACCAGCACAUGAGCGAGGCCUUAUCCAUACUAAGCCCGAUAGAUUGGCAUACGAAAACACACCCAGCUCCACAGAUCUGCAAACUUGUGGGACCAUGAGAAUUAUGUUUCCCUUUUUUAACAGAAACUUUCUUCAUUUUUUCCAGGUUACUAUUGGCCAACGAAAAGGAUUAAGUUCCAUUGAUGCAAAACAGGCGAACCUUUUGUACAAAGCAGAGUGUGCAAGGAGGCCCAAGCCCACACCGAAGCCCACGCCCAAGCCCACUUCAAAGUCAACGCCUAAGGCUACACCCAAACCUACGCCAAAGACCACACCCAAGCCCACACUCUACGCCACAUCAAAGCCCACGACCAAGGCCACGCCCAAGGCCACGCCCAAGGCCACGCUCAAGGCUACGCCCAAGGCCACGCCCAAGCCUACCCCGAAGACCACACUCAAGCCCACACCCAAGGCCAAACCUAAGCCCAAAGGUGAAAAAGAAGCCUGUUAAGUAAUAACUCAGCCUUUUUAGAUAUUUUUUCGGAAGAGUUUUGAGGGAAAACAUUGUUACUGUUGUUGUUACAUUGGUUGAACAUAAAUCUCAUUAGCAAAUAGAACCUUAUGCCGCCAGUCUUAACACAAGACAACAAGAUCUAGCUAAGCGGAAUUCAAUUUUGUAAUUGCUGAAUUUUUAAUUUAACUGUAGAGUAACUUUAAAGUUUAUUUGGUUCAAACAUCUUUUCUCCUUUUCCACCUCUCAGCAACUUGCAAAGACAGGUCACGCAAAUGUCGUCGUCGGUCUUGGAUACGCCGCUGCAGAAGGAGGAGAAGAAUAAAAAACAAAUGCAAGAAAAGCUGCAAAGUCUGUUGAGCAAGGAGAAGAAGAAAUAGUUCUUAAAACCCUAAGGCACAAGCGAGAUAAGAACCAUAUUUAGCGGUUGACUUUAAGGGUUAAUUGCACGAUAAGAAGUUUAAUUAAGUCCUAAAAUAAACUCUGUAAUGAAGUAAAAAUACCGAAAUAGUUAACGUAGCUUUAAGGAAAGCUUGGUUCGCACCUGCAACACAAUCGUAUCAAGACGACACCAAGAAAAAAAUUACUUCUUUGUAAUUGUUGCAAUGUUUAUCAUGUUAUAUUCCUACUGUGCUGUUAGGUCUUCAUCUCCACAUAAACAGCGUGAUGAUAUAUCGAUCUUUUAGGACGUUCUGCUUCAUGAAACCAAAUUAAUGUGAAUUCUGCUUGCGUCGCUAAGUCCGAGAAUGUUAUUAUGUUGCCACAAUGUAAUCAUACUUCAGACUUAUUCUUGAGCGAACGAAGGAAUGAAUGCGUUCCGUAAAUGCAAAAACCUUAAAAGUAAGCCUACGUGUUAGUGGCUUAAAGGCAAAAGAUAUUUCACGCAGUUAGGUGAAAGCAUGUUUGUGAUUUAUAAAAGGGAAACCUUGCUUGAAAUGUUGCCUUUCGGAGGAAUAAUGCCCUAGUUUCUCCAUAGUUUAAUGAAAACAUCCCCAGGGAGCUCAAGAAGACACCGUUGAAGCAUCGUAACUCGGAUCUCAUCACUAUUCUCCAUGCCGUACAUGGCUACAGACAAAGAUCUGUCGUGAACUCGUACAUGAUGGUAUCCUAUCUUAAAACAAUCUAUAAAGGACAGGAGUUUCUAUUGCAUUCUCGAAUUCUGACGACGUUCUAGUGGACGAAAGAUUUUAGCUAAACGAAAAAAAAUUAGGUUACAAGCUGAAAGGCAAGUAAAGCUGAAGGUAAAAACUGUAACCUGACAAAUAGAUACUACUAAAGAAGAUCAAUAGCUCUAAAAUACUGGUCGUUUGUCGUUUAUUUCCCAGAAAAACCUCGCCAACCUGAAAGCCUUCCUAUUUAUUGCUAUUUAAACUUUCUAACGACGUUUAGAAAGUGAUAUCAACGAACAUUUUUCUCAAAAAAAGUUCAUUCUUGCCCUCAACACACC
Molecule: messenger RNA, 34522 nt
Organism: Pocillopora meandrina
Lineage: Eukaryota; Metazoa; Cnidaria; Anthozoa; Scleractinia; Pocilloporidae
Source: the annotation of a GenBank genome assembly